Messenger RNA from Symsagittifera roscoffensis, 1306 nucleotides. Its product is annotated as CD151 antigen-like. Bases 117 to 1133 code for a protein of 338 amino acids. Gene Ontology annotation, cellular component: membrane. NCBI's taxonomy places the organism in Eukaryota, Metazoa, Xenacoelomorpha, Acoela, Convolutidae. The transcript has 2 exons. The record is from RefSeq and is a predicted model, not a curated record.
AGCACGUGCAUAUUUUACGAAGCGUUCCAUUAAAAACUCAAACUGUAUACAUUUUUCGUUGCUUAUAUUAACAUACGUUCAUUCAAAUAGUUUUGUUGUAAGCGUAUUUUACUGAAAUGAACAGCUCCUCCCAGAAUGUAUUUUCUUCAAGAGAAUUCAAAUCUCCUCAGUGGAGCAAAGCAAUGCCUCAUGACGUUUCAACAAACAGUCGAAAUUCUCUUCCUCAAGCCCGAUCUCUGUUCUCUCGUGGACUCAUUGCCACUUCAGACCAUCCCCAAUCCUCAGUUGUUUGUCUGCGCAAAAGUGUGAUAGCUAUCGUUUGUUUCAUCAUCCUAACUGCACUUGCCUUUUUCGCAACUUCAGCGUGGCAGCUGCUACCUCAAGCUCGUCAUUUGGACAUUUUACAAAUUCAAACAAGCAAUUUCUUCAUAUUUAUUAUCAUUCUCGGCAUAAUUUCCUCGUGUUUCAUGAUAGCUUUUGCUUGUAUGAGUUUUUUCAUGGCUGCGAAAGUUGAGAGCCAGUUAUAUCUUUUCCUAUUCGGAUGUUUGUCCGGCGGUCUCAGUUGUAUUUCGCUGCUCCUCGUGAUUUCUUGCAUUGCAUUCGGUUCUCAGAUGGAUAUAUUUGUAGAAAUCGACAUGAAGCACAUCGUGCUGCGCAAUUAUGCAGGGGAAAAUUCACGCCAGCAAAUCAGCGUGGCUGUAAACACUCUUCAAUUAGGAGUAGGCUGUUGUGGAGUUGACAGCUACAAUGAUUGGGCAUCUAGCACCUGGUCUCAAAAUAGCACCGUUGCCCUUUUCAUUUCAUCAAACACAGACAUCAAUGGCAAUUCCAACAACCAAUUGUGGCCAGCUACUUGUUGCAAACUAUCCGAUGACACUUCUGAAGAUUACUUUGAUGAUGGAAAUUUAGACCCGACUGACGAUGAGAUCCGAGAAUGUUAUUCCGAACACCCCCUACCUUCUGAGAACCUCAACACCAAAGGAUGUUUGGGGGAACUUCUCUCAAUACUAAGAGCCAUUUGCUUUUUACCGGCCGCGUUUUUAUUUCUACUAUCUAUUCUAUUAUCCAUGAACACACUGUUAUUCUUUUUUAUCUAUCGAAGUUAUAACAAACAAACCGUAAAGGAAAUUUAAUUACUCAAAAUGAAUAAAUUUGUCUAGAUAGUAUGUUUCCGUUCUUCUGCAAAAUUUAAUUAUUCAAAAUGAAUGAAUUUGUCUAGAUAGUAGGUUUCUGUUCUGCAAAAAAAUGGUAGCUUAGUGUUUCAAGAGCUAAAAAGGAGUCUAAGCUUUUCAGUGUAGUUCAGUGU